Messenger RNA from Soboliphyme baturini, 495 nucleotides. The record is from the annotation of a GenBank genome assembly. Lineage: Eukaryota; Metazoa; Nematoda; Enoplea; Dioctophymatida; Soboliphymatidae.
AUGAGUGUGCUUUUAGCCGUCGGUUCCAUUCCAUCACCUUUCGACUGUUACCUGGUGAAUCGUGGCGUGAAGACGUUGCACGUGCGCAUGGAGCAGCACUACAAAAACGGCAUGGCAGUGGCACAGUUUCUGGAAAAGCACCCGCUCGUCGAGAGGGUUUUGUACCCCGCAUUGCCGUCGCACCCUCAGCACGAGAUUCACAACAAGCAGACAACUGGCAUGAGCGGCAUGAUAUCUUUCUAUCUGAAAGGCGGACUAGCGGAAGCGAAGAAGUUCCUCAGUAAUCUACACGUUUUCUCGUUGGCUGAGUCCCUCGGUGGCUUCGAAAGUUUGGUGGAAUUACCGUCACUUAUGACCCAUGCUUCACUGUCCAAAGAGCAGAGAGCAGGUCUCGGCAUCAGUGACAGUCUUAUUCGCCUAAGUGUCGGUCUUGAAGCCUCUGAAGACUUGAUCGAGGACCUACGGAACGCGCUGGAGCAAUGUCAUACAAACUGA